Messenger RNA from Sarcophilus harrisii (Tasmanian devil), 3886 nucleotides. It is a transcript of the gene VMP1, whose product is annotated as vacuole membrane protein 1. The record is from RefSeq and is a predicted model, not a curated record. Gene Ontology annotation, biological process: Golgi organization; autophagy. NCBI's taxonomy places the organism in Eukaryota, Metazoa, Chordata, Mammalia, Dasyuromorphia, Dasyuridae. The transcript has 12 exons. Gene Ontology annotation, cellular component: membrane; endoplasmic reticulum; endomembrane system. Bases 147 to 1367 code for a protein of 406 amino acids.
GCAGGGAAGUGAACCGGAAAUGAGGAGGGAAAGUUCCGGUUGGCUCGAGCCCAUCAGCGGGUGUGAGAGUCCGUCAGGAUCCUCCCGCGGAGUCGGAGCCGGAGCCGGGGCUGCCGCCGGAUCCUCAAAAGUAACUGAUCUAUGAAAUGGCAGAGAAUGGAAAAAAUUGUGAACAAAGACUUACAGGAAUGAAUAAGGAACAGCACAAUGGAAACUUCACAGACCCCUCUUCAUUGAAUGAAAAGAAGAGACGGGAUCGGGAAGAAAGGCUGAAUAUUGUCCUGUGGAGGCAGCCACUCAUUACCUUGCAGUAUUUUUUUCUGGAAAUCCUAAUAAACUUGAAGGAAUGGACCGUAAAAUUGUGGCAUCGUCGGAGCAUGGUGGUGUCUUUUUUACUACUGCUUGCUGUGCUUACAGCGACGUAUUAUAUUGAAGGAACACAUCAACAGUAUGUGAAAUUUAUGGAGAAAAAGAUUCUUUGGUGUGCCUACUGGGUAGGCUUAGGAAUUCUGUCUUCUGUUGGGCUUGGAACAGGUCUACAUACUUUUCUGCUUUAUCUGGGCCCACAUAUAGCUUCAGUUACACUAGCUGCUUAUGAAUGCAACUCAGUUAAUUUCCCAGAGCCACCGUAUCCUGAUCAGAUUAUUUGUCCCGAUGAAGAGGGUAUUGAAGGAUCUAUUUCUUUAUGGACCAUCAUCUCAAAAGUUAGGCUUGAAGCCUGUAUGUGGGGAGCUGGCACAGCCAUUGGAGAGCUACCCCCUUAUUUCAUGGCCAGGGCAGCUCGAUUGUCAGGUGCUGAACCUGAUGAUGAGGAGUAUCAGGAAUUUGAAGAGAUGCUGGAACAUGCAGAUUCUGCACAAGACUUUGCAACUCGGACUAAGUUAGCAGUUCAGAAGAUGGUGCAGAAGGUUGGAUUUUUUGGAAUUUUGGCUUGUGCUUCAAUUCCAAACCCUCUGUUUGAUCUGGCAGGAAUAACAUGUGGACACUUCCUUGUUCCCUUUUGGACAUUCUUUGGUGCAACUCUUAUUGGGAAAGCAGUAGUUAAGAUGCACAUCCAGAAACUCUUCGUUAUUAUAACUUUCAGCAAGCACAUAGUAGAACAAAUGGUGGCACUCAUUGGGGCUGUCCCCAGUCUAGGUCCUUCUCUGCAGAAACCUUUCCAAGAGUACUUGGAGGCUCAGCGGCAGAAGCUUCACCACAAGACAGAGGAGGGUAUACCACAGGGGGAAAACUGGUUAUCCUGGAUGUUUGAAAAACUAGUCAUUAUCAUGGUGUGCUACUUCAUCCUAUCCAUUGUCAAUUCCAUGGCACAAAACUAUGCCAAGCGAAUCCAGCAGCAAAUGUACUCAGAGGAAAAAACUAAAUGAGGCUGAUACAACUUAACAUGCCCAUUCACAGAAGCUAUAAUUAAUUGAUGGGUUCUAACUAAAUUGGCACUAUUAUAAACAGAGAAGAGGGGGGAAAUUGGCCCUUUUCCAAACUAAUAAUUUUUUUUCUGGGGGACUUGGGGGCAGUAUUAAAAAAAAAAAAAUUGUUUUUGAAAGCAUUUAGUCCAUACUUUUAAUUGACAGGCUUAUAUGUAAAGGUAAGAUACAUAGUUUUCUUAAUUGGAUCUGAGUUGGGUUUUCUGAGUUGGAUGGUGUGUGGCAUUUAAUUUCUUCUUAAGUUACUUCCAAAAUUAAUGAACAACAAUACAAUUAGAUACUUCAAGCCACCUCCCUCAAAAAAUUUUUUUUCAUUAAAUAUAUCAAGUUUAUUUGGCUUGAUAUAAGUGUACAUUUUCUUUUCUCAAUCAUCAAAAUGUAUAUAAGUAAUAAUAGAUUGGAUAACAGCCUUGCAUGCCUAUCAUGGUGAUAUUUAAUAUUCCAUCCUGCCCAGCCCUCCUUCCUCACCCACCCAGAAAAAAAAUGUCAUUUUAUGAUGCUUUGCACACCUCUGGGGUGCCUUUUUACAUUUUAAAACAGUGUAAGCAAAAUCUGGCUGGUGCCUCAUAAAUGAACUGGCAUCAUUUUUUAUUCUGUAUAUUUAGAAUGAAGUCACACACACAAAAACAAAAAAACUUUAUAUAUAAAGUCAUCUUUGAUCAUUCCGGAAUUGUGUCUGUCUUCUUGAGUGUUUUUUUUCCUCAGUCUUUUAUCUUUUACCACCUGACCGGCUGCCUUGGCCUGCUGUGUUUGAUAUCUCCAACUAACCCAACCUAGAUAUUAGUGUUCAAAGUUGGAAACUUUGACUUGCAAAGAAUCUUGGUUGUCCAACUAAGUCCUUAUCAAUUUGGGAAAUGAUUGUUGAUUUACUUAAAUAGGAAAAAAUGUCAGGCUUAACAGGAAUGAAAUUUGCUUUCAUGAUAUCAGAUCAAUUUUUUUUUAAUGCCACACCUUUGUUUCUUUAAGUUCCAUAACCUCUGAUUCUAACAAACAUGAAUUUGUGUCUUUGUCUAACUAUUUCCAAUGUUGUUCCCAGAAAUUUCUGGCAAAUGAGACCUAGUCCUUCAUAUUAACUUUGAGGGAAAUGAUCAUUCUUUUUUCCUUUAGGAAAAGUAAUCCGGGUUAUUUGUUUAGAAUGGAAUUUGGGUUUUAACCAAACUACAGAUCAUAUUUUCCCUCAGGCUCAUUUCAAGUGAAAUUGAUCAAUGUAUGUUCCAUCAAUCCUGCUUGAAUAUCCACUUUGUACCCAUCAUCGUCUGUGACAUCUCCAUGGCUGUACCGUCCUGUCAGAUAGCUUAUCAGACUGAUGUUGACUGUUGGAUCUCAUGGCAACAGCAGUCGAUGGGCUGUCUGACAUUUUGGUAUCUUUCAUCAGACCAUCCACAUCAAACUUUGUUCCCAUUCAAACAUCAGCCAGCAUCAUGGUUUAAAUCCAGAAUUUGAGUACAUGGCAACAUUUUCAUGCCACAGUGGAGCAGCAUUAAGGGAGACAGUAUUGUUGGGAAGAGUUUUGAUAAUUAUCUUCCAUGACCCAACUCCGUAAAUAAGUUAAAAGGUUUAUUGUGCAACAAGAUAGCUUCCUUUUUGACUAUCCAAAGUCAAGUUUGUGGUUUUGGAAGGGCUGUUGCUUUCUUACUGUGCUUGUUUUUCUCCAAGGAAUUUUUUAAAAGUGUAAUUAUUUGUAUUGGGUCUUAAAUAUAGAUAAAAAAGAAAUCUUCUGGUGCACUAAAGAACUAUCCAAAGGGAUAUCAUGACGCCACAUUGGAACCAGCAAGAACACUUACCAGAAUUGGGAUGUCUGAUAGGCCACUGAGGAUCAGAGAAAGAUUAAGGACUUGUCCAAAGUCACAUAAUAACCAUAAGGAUUAGACGCUUAUCUUUUAAUAAAAGUGAAGUGUUGGAUUUUUGAUAUUUUCCAAGUGAUCCAUUGUUUAUUUUACAUUCAGAGUUUGGUCACUCUGUCAAUAAGCCUGUCCUUCAGAGUUACUUGGAUUUUGUGUUUUUUCUUUAAAGCAUUUUCUAGCCCUUGGAAGUCUCAUUCAUAUGAAUUUGAGUAUACUUUCAGAAGGCAAGAAAUGCCAUUUGCAUUUAUACCUAUCAACUUGCAGGAUUUGAAGAGGUGGAUUCUUAAUGACAACUUUUAAGUUUUCCAGAACUGCCUGGAAAGUGUUAGAUGAUUCUACUUAUGGAUAAUCCAAAUGAAUCACUUUUGAGUCCAAUAGUUGCUCCCUUCAUAAUUAGUAAAUGAUCAGAUGUCCCAGUUCUAAAUCAUUUCAUUUCCUUGCCUAGUUCCUAUCAGAAACUAUGGUGUCCUGUCCACUAAGGUAGACAAAUUAAAAGUGGUCCCUGGAUUUUCUUUUAUCAGCAAGCAGAGGAGAAUGUCCCACUUAGUGGGAAGAGAGGUUUACAGAUGUAUGGCUUUUAUAUCUGUACAAAUUAAAAUAAGAAUUUGAUGGCAUCUA